Messenger RNA from Toxotes jaculatrix (banded archerfish), 1083 nucleotides. Its product is annotated as photoreceptor outer segment membrane glycoprotein 2-like. Gene Ontology annotation, biological process: visual perception. Lineage: Eukaryota; Metazoa; Chordata; Actinopteri; Toxotidae. The transcript is spliced from 3 exons. Bases 1 to 1083 code for a protein of 360 amino acids. Gene Ontology annotation, cellular component: membrane. The record is from RefSeq and is a predicted model, not a curated record.
AUGGCAGUCGGGAAAGUGACCUUCACCAAGGCGGAGAGGGAGAAGCUAGCCGAGGUCCUCUGGCUGCUCAACUGGAUCUCUGUAGUGACAGGAGCAAUCCUUUUUGGCUUGGGUUUAUUCCUCAAAAUUGAGAUUCUGAAAUGGCAGGAAGUGAUGUCGGACCCAGGGAUCCUCUAUGUGCCACAUAUGCUGAUCACCACGGGCCUGGCAGCCUGUGGCAUCAACUUCCUGGGGGGGAAGAUCUGCCUGGACUGUGCUGACACCAACAAGUUCCUGCGCUGGAAGCUGGUGAUGAUGCCAUACGUCGUUUGCACCUUCUUCUUUACCUCCUGCGUCCUGGUGGGGGCGCUGAUGUGCUACAGCAUUCGCAGUCAGCUGGAGGAGUCUCUUUUCCUGGGCCUGAGGAAUGCCAUGCGGUACUACAAGGACACGGACACACCAGGCCGCUGCUACCUGAAGAGAACUCUGGACCUGCUGCAGAUCCAGUUCCACUGCUGUGGGAACACUGGGUACCGGGACUGGUUCCAGGUCCAGUGGAUCAGCAACCGUUAUCUGGACAUGACCAGCAGUGCUGUGGUGGACCGCCUGAGGAGUAACGUGGAGGGAAAGUACCUGAUGGACGGCGUCCCCUUCAGCUGCUGCAGCACCUUCUCCCCUCGGCCCUGCAUCCAGCAGCAGGUCAGCAACAGCUCCGCCCACUUCAACUACGACCGACAGAGCCAGCAGUUGAACCUGUGGAGGAGAGGGUGUCGACAGGCCCUGUUGGACCACUACACCGGCAUUAUGCAGUCCAUCGGCCUGACUGUGCUCCUCAUCUGGCUGUUUGAGCUCCUGGUUCUGACAGGGGUCCGUUACCUGCAGACGGCCAUGGAGAACGUUCUUCGGUUGGGUGAUCCAGACUCAGAGUCGGAUGGUUGGAUUCUGCAGAACAGCUUGGCAGAAACAGCCCGGUCUAACUUCAACAUCAUCAAGAACCUGGGAAAGUGUUACCAGAUGGAUGAUGAUCCAAAUAUCAAUGUACCGACUGGCACUGCUGAGCAAGAGGUGCCAUCCCAGCAGGUCCAGAUCCCUGUGACCAGCUAG